AUGUCAAUUCUCCGACAGCUUAGCUUCAGCCUGGAAGUUUGCAAACUUCGCAAGGACCAAAAGGCAUAUUCUCUGAUCGACUUCCUCUCGUAUAACUUCUACAUUCCGCUGUUCUUCAAUGGCCCUGUGAUCACGUACAAUACGUUCCACGAGUACACUAGACACCCCAUCCCACUGGACAAGACGCGCCUGGGACACAUUGUGUGGAGUAUGUGCCGUGUAGCAAUAUGGGCUGUCAUCACAGAGGCUGCAUAUCAUCUGCUGUACUUUUGUGAACUUGAGCAACAAAUCUCCAUCUUGGAAAACCUCCCUCUGAUGGAAGUGACCGGGAUAGGAUACCUUCACGUGCAAUUCUUCCACGUCAAGUACAUGGUUCUGUAUGGAUUUUCAUCAACCAUUGCUAUGUUGGAUGGAAUGGAACCCCCGAUGUUCCCGCGAUGUGUCAGCGCUCUGUACAGCUUCACUGCGAUGUGGAGGUACUUUGACAAUGGCCUGCACACCUUCCUGGUCAGGUAUAUCUACAUCCCGCUGGGCGGAUCUCACAAGGGCACCGUACGUCAGCUACUGGCAUCAGCAGCUUGUUUUGGGAUGGUGUGCUACUGGCACGGGGGACAGUACUACCUUAUCACAUGGGCACUUCUCAACUGGGCAGGCAUCGUAGUGGAAUCUAUCGGCGCCAUUGUUGCAAAGACGGCCACGGUACAACAUUACACAAGUCAGCUGUCAUCACCCAACCAGAGGAGGUUGAAAGCACUGUGUAACGCACCCAUCCUUGCCUUCCUCAUCCUGUUCAACUUGGUCUUCCUGGGUGGAACCAGUGCCGGAUACGUGUACUUUGAUAAGUUUUUCAUUUCGGGCUUCCCCUUUGCCACAGUAAAACUCCUGGCUUCCAUGUACUGUUCAGUUCAACUGACUCUAACCUUUGAAAAAGUGCUGUACAGCAAGAGUAAGAUUAAAUAG
Molecule: messenger RNA, 960 nt
Organism: Branchiostoma floridae (Florida lancelet)
Lineage: Eukaryota; Metazoa; Chordata; Leptocardii; Amphioxiformes; Branchiostomatidae
Product: protein-cysteine N-palmitoyltransferase HHAT-like
Exons: 1
Coding region: 1-960 (319 amino acids)
Biological process (GO): protein palmitoylation
Cellular component (GO): endoplasmic reticulum
Molecular function (GO): palmitoyltransferase activity
Source: RefSeq, a predicted model, not a curated record